Molecule: messenger RNA, 893 nt
Organism: Dreissena polymorpha
Lineage: Eukaryota; Metazoa; Mollusca; Bivalvia; Myida; Dreissenidae
Exons: 11
Coding region: 82-819 (245 amino acids)
Source: RefSeq, a predicted model, not a curated record
UCCACAUUCAAUGUAUCACGAAUAGAUGGUCCCACUGAUCAUUGUAAGUCGACAGAGAGCAAAGAAAAAACGCAUGCGAAAAUGAAUACAUGUACGAGACUUGUUAUUGGGGUCGCUUUCUUCUUGAUUGGUGUGUUUGGCCAGGAAAUCCCGGACGCGAAUCAACUGAAGUGUCGACUAUGCAGCUAUGCAUUUGAGCUUAUAGAUUGCACGAAGCAGGCGGUAUGCGACAACAGGACCGAGGAAUGCUACAUGGACCAGGUUGUGACGGAAACGUUCAAUACUUUGUACCGAGGAGGUUGCCGAGGAAGAGAUCAAUGCAAAGGGGGUACAGCUGGUGCAAUAGGAAAGCGGGAUGUGCUCGUCAGCUGCUCACAAUGCUGUUCAAACCAAGACGACUGUAACAAACAUUUGUGUGGACUUAGACAGGGAAACUUGACCGGAUCUCAAUGCUACUUCUGCGACUCGUCCAAGUCUAACCAGUCAUCAGUCUCCAACCCUAAGGACUGUAUCACUCUUACUACGUGUGACACUGACCAGGUUUGCUAUGCCCACAAUGAGUACCAUCCAGGAUCGGCUAUGACGUUCAAAUACGGGUGUCAGAACAAAUACGUAUGUAGAUUAUUGAUGAAGAGGUUCUUCGAAGAUAUGCGUCGUUGCGUGGGUUCGACAGAAUGCCUACAUGAAAGUGUGCUCUGCGAUGUCUGCUGCGGAGACGGAGGCUGUAACUACGGCGAUUGCAAGAUAAUCAAGGCGCGCCUUUUCCAACUGUGGACUGCAGGCAAGUUGAACAAUGAUACCCUUCAAGUCAUUCCAUAGGCGCUGGGAGUGGACCAGUCAGAUGUAGUUGUGUCAACUGUGUAUUUUGACCGUAAAUAAAGCUGUAUAAUGUC